AUGCCAACGACCUCAAUCUCCAAGCCUAAGCAGGUCUGCGCCUCGCUGGCGCCUGGUAACAUGACACCAACGGUCCGCAUGGAGUGCGGGCCGCAGAUGCAGGCUAAACGGAGCUACGAUGAAAUAGCUUACCGGGGCACGGGGUAUGCAGAGACUGUGGGCGAGUCAGGCAGCCCUGUUCGUGCUGGCCCGGAAGGUUUCUCGGCGUCAAAACGCAAGUGCAUCAGCCUUAAUAGUGAUGGCUUUGAUGUGAAGCGAGAGAUCUUUGUCCCGUCUAAGAUGUCGUCGUCUGAGCGGCGCUACCUUCGGAAGAGAUUCCGGGCAGAGCUUGAUUCGGUUCGAGAACUCCUCAAGAAGCCAGAGUUUUUGUCCGUCAUGCCUGUCAGCAAAGCACCUGCGCUGUCAUCGUCAGCUGCCCCUCGAGCUAAAAAGGUGCAAAGGGGGAGCCAUGUUGUCCGUGGUGCCAAGGGACGCUUCUUGCCGACAAAACCCCGGCCUGAAACGUCUACAGUGUUGCCUGAAGCUACAAUUCUCAAGCAGUGCGAAGCUAUUCUGAAGAAGCUGAUGACUCAGAAAUGUAGUCAUAUUUUUAAUGAUCCAGUAGACGUGGAAAAGCUGAACCUUCCAGAUUAUAAUGACAUUAUCAAGCACCCGAUGGACCUUGGGACCAUCAAGAAGAAGCUAGAUUCUGGUUCCUACGCAAGUCCAUCUGAUUUUGCAGCUGAUGUCAGGCUGACCUUUAACAAUGCGAUAACUUAUAAUCCUCGAGGGCAUGUAGUGCAUGAUCUGGCCAUUCAACUGAAUAAAAUGUUUGAGUCCAGAUGGAGAACAGUUGAGAAGAAGUUAGCUACUGCCGCCACUAAGCCACAUGUUGAGGUUGAUAAGGCCGACUCAAAGAGGAGAAAGACCCCUCCUGUGGAACGCAGUAACUUGUCAAUAGACCGUGUCAGGCCAACUGAGAUUGUGAAGCCAAAGAUGACAAAAGAGGAGAGAGAAACCUUGGGAGACUGCUUAAGUUCUUUGGCCGAGGGUCCAGAAGAAUUACCUGGUCACAUCAUUGAUUUGUUACAACAGUGUAUGGAGAGCAAUACAGAGCAGCAUGGGGAUGGAGAGAUAGAGAUUGAUAUCCAUGCACUCAGUGAUGACGUACUAUUUGAACUUAAGAAGCAUGUGGACACGUAUUUGCAAGAGAGAGAUCAUCAGCAGACAAAAUCUCAGCCCUCUGAGAAUGAGGCUGUGAAUGUUUCUUGCCUCAGUCACUCGUCCACAAAUCCCUGCAAAGGUGCUGAGCCUGUUGAGGAGGAUGUUGACAUUUGCGGCAAUGCAUCCCCUAUAUUGAUAGAGAAGGAUCCACAGAUCAUAACUGACAAAUGUGGCAGCCCAAGUAGUUCGAGCAGUGACUCAGGAUCUUCAUCCAGCGAUUCUGACUCAGGCAGUGACAUUGAAAGCGAACCAGAAAAAGUUGUUAGCCCAGCAAAGCUUGUGAAGGGACCAGAACAACCUGCAGAGCAAGUCAAGAGUGAUGAUGUUAUAAGCCCUGUUGAUGCUAACCAGACUGCUGCUGAUGUGGAACUCCGUGAGCAGGACAAUGAAUCCAAGGCUGCACCUGAAGGGGAGAAUGCAAAACCCGACAGGCAACUCUCCCCGGACAAGCUCUUACGAGCAGCUGUUUUGAGGGGCCGUUAUGCUGAUGUAAUCGUGAAAGCUCGUGGGAUUCUCAGCCAGGGUGGAGAUAAACAGGAGGAGCUGGAGAAACUGCAGAAGGAAGAGAAAGAACGGCUUUUGGCUGAAGGCAAUGCAGCUUUGGAAGCCCGCAGAGCUGAAGCCGAAGCUGAAUCUAAGCGUAAGCUGGACCUUGAGAGGGAAAAGGCUCGUCAGGCCUUGCAGGAGAUGGAGAGAACUGUAGAAAUUAAUGACAUCGUCCAUCCCAAGGACCUAGAAAUGCUUGGUACAGUCACCACGGAACAUAUUAUGAGUUCUGUUGAUGAGACGAGUCCCGAGCAUUCCCUGGAUGGCCUGCCCAGUUUUCUUCCUGGUUCUGGCAGCAUGUUGGAAAAACUUGGACUGUUUAUGAAAGUGGAUGAGGAAGAAGAGGAAGAAGAGCCAUGCAGCAAAGAUGCAGAGGUCGGAGAAAUCAACUAA
Molecule: messenger RNA, 2142 nt
Organism: Triticum turgidum subsp. durum (durum wheat)
Lineage: Eukaryota; Viridiplantae; Streptophyta; Magnoliopsida; Poales; Poaceae
Source: the annotation of a GenBank genome assembly